Messenger RNA from Sarcophilus harrisii (Tasmanian devil), 4293 nucleotides. RefSeq names its product WD repeat domain 48 (gene WDR48). Gene Ontology annotation, molecular function: ubiquitin binding. Gene Ontology annotation, biological process: double-strand break repair via homologous recombination; protein deubiquitination. Bases 584 to 2488 code for a protein of 634 amino acids. The record is from RefSeq and is a predicted model, not a curated record. The transcript has 21 exons. NCBI's taxonomy places the organism in Eukaryota, Metazoa, Chordata, Mammalia, Dasyuromorphia, Dasyuridae.
CUGCUCCCGCCCCCUGCCCCUCUCCCUUUUGGACCGGCACUACCCCCGCCUAUCCCGCUCCGCCUCACGAUCCGCCGCGUCCUGGCCCCGCCCCCAGCCAGCCAGCCACCGCAGGGACCCGCCGCCGCGGUUCCUCCCCCCGCUCUGGCCCCGCCCCCUGCCCCUCCCGGCCCUCGCUGAUCCCCUCGCCCUCUCUCGCCCUCUGCCGGCGACCGCCCUCAAAAGGAAGGCUGGGGCCCGCAGGGUCGCCCUGAGGAGGAGGCGGGACAUCCGUGCUCCUUUCCGGAAGUGACGCGGGAGUGUCAACAUGCAAGAUGGCGGCGCAUCACAGGCAGAACACGGCGGGGCGGCGGAAAGUGCAGGUGAGGAAAAUGAAGGAAGAAGGCAGAGGUUGUGACUUGGCCAGGGUCAUAUAUAGCUGGUAUCUUAUGUCAUUAGAGAUGAAGUAGAAAAAUGUAAUCGGAAUGGAGUCAACGCUCUUCAGUUGGAUCCAGCGUUAAACCGACUCUUCACCGCUGGGAGAGACUCUAUCAUUAGAAUAUGGAGUGUCAGCCAGCACAAGCAAGAUCCCUAUAUAGCAUCUAUGGAACACCACACCGAUUGGGUAAACGAUAUUGUACUUUGUUGUAAUGGGAAAACAUUAAUAUCUGCUUCCUCUGACACAACAGUCAAAGUGUGGAAUGCCCAUAAGGGAUUUUGCAUGUCAACAUUAAGGACACAUAAGGAUUAUGUGAAAGCCUUAGCCUAUGCCAAGGACAAGGAGCUGGUGGCUUCCGCUGGGCUGGACAGACAGAUCUUCCUCUGGGAUGUUAACACCCUCACAGCACUGACUGCCUCAAACAACACUGUCACAACUUCCUCUCUAAGUGGGAACAAAGAUUCCAUUUAUAGCCUUGCAAUGAAUCAGCUGGGAACAAUCAUUGUAUCGGGGUCCACUGAGAAGGUUUUGCGGGUUUGGGAUCCAAGAACAUGUGCAAAGCUCAUGAAACUUAAAGGGCACACAGAUAAUGUGAAAGCUUUGUUGUUGAACAGAGAUGGGACUCAGUGCCUUUCUGGCAGCUCCGAUGGAACUAUCCGCCUCUGGUCCCUCGGCCAGCAAAGAUGUAUAGCAACCUAUCGAGUACAUGAUGAGGGAGUAUGGGCCUUACAGGUUAAUGAAGCCUUUACUCAUGUGUAUUCUGGAGGAAGAGACCGGAAGAUUUAUUGUACAGAUUUGAGAAACCCAGAUAUACGGGUCUUGAUUUGUGAAGAGAAAGCCCCUGUUCUCAAGAUGGAGCUUGAUAGGUCAGCUGAUCCUCCACCUGCAAUUUGGGUUGCAACAACGAAGUCUUCAGUGAAUAAAUGGAAUUUGAAGGGAAUUCAUAAUUUUAGAGCUUCUGGAGAUUAUGACAAUGACUGUAACAAUCCUAUAACACCCCUUUGUACCCAGCCUGAUCAAGUUAUUAAAGGAGGUGCCAGUAUUAUUCAGUGUCACAUUCUUAAUGAUAAGAGGCAUCUAUUAACCAAAGACACCAACAAUAAUGUGGCAUUUUGGGAUGUGCUAAAGGCAUGUAAAGUUGAAGAUCUUGGCAAAGUGGAUUUUGAAGAAGAAAUAAAGAAAAGAUUUAAAAUGGUGUAUGUGCCAAAUUGGUUCUCAGUUGAUUUAAAAACUGGGAUGUUGACAAUUACACUGGAUGAGAGUGACUGUUUUGCUGCUUGGGUGUCAGCAAAAGAUGCUGGCUUUAGCAGCCCAGAUGGAUCAGAUCCAAAAUUGAACUUAGGAGGGCUUUUACUACAAGCCCUCCUAGAGUAUUGGCCCAGAACUCAUGUUAAUCCAAUGGAUGAAGAGGAAAAUGAGAUGAACCAUGAUUACCCAAAGCCAGGAAGAAGGACCAACACAUUUGGAGGACAGGAUCCAGGUGAAAAAAAGGACUGGCCCGGCGAGACUGUGAAUGGCGAGCAGGAGAAUCGAGUCCAGAAGGGGAAUGGCUACUUCCAGGUUCCUCCACACACCCCGGUGAUCUUUGGCGAGGCGGGAGGCCGUACCCUGUUCAGGUUGCUGUGUCGGGAUUCUGGAGGGGAGACGGAGUCGAUGCUGCUUAAUGAGACAGUGCCCCAGUGGGUGAUUGACAUCACUGUGGAUAAAAAUAUGCCCAAAUUCAACAAAAUUCCCUUCUACCUCCAACCUCACUCAUCUUCAGGGGCAAAAACCUUAAAGAAAGAUAGACUGUCUGCCAGUGACAUGCUCCAGGUCAGGAAGGUGAUGGAGCAUGUCUACGAGAAAAUCAUAAACUUGGACAGUGAGUCUCAGACCACCAGCUCGUCCAAUAACGAAAAAACGGGAGAGCAGGAGAAGGAGGAGGACAUUGCCGUGCUGGCGGAGGAGAAAAUUGAACUUUUGUGCCAGGACCAAGUUUUGGAUCCGAACAUGGACCUUCGAACAGUCAAACACUUCAUAUGGAAGAGUGGCGGCGACCUGACCCUGCAUUACCGCCAGAAGUCCACGUGAGGCUGUGAGGGCGGACACUCCUGGGUAUUCAUGUCCUGACCUUCCUGUCGUGGUCCCGAGAGUAAUACUACCUAGUGAAGCCCACUGAGCCCCCGCAGUAGCGAGACUUCUAACGACUGAUUCAGUACGGACCGAGAUUAUCCCUUUUACCUGAAGUGACUAAUAGAGAUGUAAUAUAGAACCUGGUCUGCACGGCCCAGGCUCCUGUCUGUCCCCAGGGGAGGCAGCGUGUGGGGGGGAGGGAGGGGUGUGAGCAGCGCCCGCCAGCCGGGGUAGACUGCCGCUUCUCUCUCCCCAAAGCCGCCUCUGCGUCAGGAGACACCCCAGGGCCGUGUCUGUCGCUGUGUUCCAAAUGUAAUUCCAACCUGCACGAUGUCUCGCCUUUUUUUUUAAGCACAUUCCAUUCAGAGCGCUCCCCGAUGACCUUCCCGGACAGUCGCCCAAAAACCCCAUCGUCGUCACCGUUCAGAGGCCGGGUCUUUUUUUUUUUUUUUUUUUUUUUUAAAGGGGGGGGGGUGCAUCUUUGAACCCUUGACAGCAGUCCCUUGAAUUACAAACUCGGGGUCGGUGAUAGACUUGGUUCUCACUACUGUACCAGAUGUGUUCUCGAAGAGAGAUGGGUCGCAGUUCAGACAUCCUGAAUCGGAACGCUCCAGAACACGGCAGGGUCAGGCCGGGGACGCCGGCUGCGAUACCAGAAGCGACCCACUUUUCAGCAGGAGCCGGUUAAACCGUAGCCGUCUCAGCUCUUCCUCCCUGCGCUUCAUCCACUGAAGUGCAGGUUACGGCUCCGGGUGGAAACCUGAACUCUCGUAAAACUCUUAAGAGCAUUCUGAAAUUUUAACUUCAUUUAAAUGUUACCUAAAGUUUAUGUCAGAGUAAAGGAGUAUCAUAGCAGGUUAAUUUGAUGUUCAUAAUCUAAAAGUAGUUCUUUGUUUUUCCAAAGUUUUAUAUGCAUUUUUUGGUUGUAUCUAGAGCUUCUUUUCACUGUUCUUUCUAAUGAUCUAAAGCUUUCAUACAGUCAUCUGGGUCUUGUAUAGAGUUUAACUUAUUGGGGGAUAAAACAUUUCAACUUUUGGCAGGGAAAAAAACAAAAAACAAAGCACCUUUGGAUUCUCCCCAAAGGCCGAUUGUCCACAGAACAGGUCAGAGGUCCACCCCGAGAACUUGUGUGAGAGGAGACUCGUGUCCCAAGCCAGAAGCACAAGUGCCUUUGGAGGGUGGAUUGUUCCGUGCAGAUUUUCUUCCUGGUCUUGCUCCGGCCCCUCCCAUGGCGGAGGCGGGUGGGAGGGUGUUGGGGAGAGGGAGAGGUCUUGUCUACAACUGGGGGGAGGGGGCAGCUCUGGGGCCAUGAGGUUCCAGGUCCCAGUUGACUCUGUGAGCUCUGGGCUCUCACUCCCAUCAGGCUUCAUUUGGAAAGCAGCCGGUUCCUGCCUCCUGCCCGACACCACACUCAGUCCCUGGGCGCGUUCCGCGUGAUGCACCGUGGGCUGUGCUGGCAACAACGCGUGUGAAUCAAAUGGAAGAAAUCGGGCGCCGUCGGAACUCGUCAGGCGGCCCCCGAUCCUACACCCGGUUGGCAGGAGUUCCUCCGGGUCCCUGUGGGUGCCCACCUUUUACAGACGCUGCUGCUUCUACUUUGAGGGGCCUUCUCUCCACCAGGGCCCUCUUUAAUUCCCUCCCUCCCCUUCUCUUCUAACCAACUCGAUAAUGCAAUUUCAGGAAAGUUUGACAGUCUGCAAUGCCAAAAGGGUAAAUAAUCUGUAUUUCACAGUUGUAUAGAAUAAAAGGCUUUAGUUAAAAUA